AAACUGAUGGACCUAAUUACGCCUCUCUCGUAAGCGUUUGGUUUUCGAGAAAGUGCUUGCCGGGAAAAUUUUUCAAACCUUUAUUUUCUCGAGAAAAACAAAAAAAUCCUAAGUACCCAAUGAACCGUCAGAGUAGUAGUCCUCUUUUAUCUUCCUGACGCCGUCUCUGCAUCUCCUGGUUGAUUAGAUGCAGUCCUGGUUGAUUAGAUGCAGUCGCGAUUUGUGAUCUGAUCGGCAAGAGAAUUAUAUCGCUCUCAAGAUUGGAAUAUCCUAUCUCCGUCGCCUCGGAAAUGGAGCAGUAUGACAUGCAUGGAGUUAGACGAGAUAUGAAGCACAAAGGAAGGAAUGUGGUAUGGUCAAUUGCGAUGGACAAGUGCCUUAUUGAAGCACUUGCUGUUCAGGCUAAAAAUGGGAACAAAAUUGACAAAUGUUUUAAUGAAAAUGCUUACACUGCCGCUUGUAUCGCUGUGAACUCUCGUUUUAACUUGAAUUUGAAUAAUCAAAAAGUUGUCAAUAGACUAAAGACAAUUAAGAAAAGGUAUAAGAUAAUGAAGGAUAUGCUAAGUCAAGAUGGAUUCGGGUGGAAUCCAAAUACGAAGAUGGUUGAGUGUGACAAUGAAGAUCUUUGGAAGCGAUACAUUACAGCACACCCUGAUGCAAGAGGAUUUCGAGGUAAACAGAUAGAGAUGUAUGAUGAAUUAAAAAUUGUUUGUGGAAAUUAUCAAGCCCCAAGUCGCUGGGCUAAGAUGAAGGAUGGAAGCCACCCAACAGAUUUAAAGAAUUGUGAUUAUGACUCUGCCUCUUAUCUUUCCCCAAGUACAGAAUACCUGAGUGAGACAGAUGGAACAGAAUCAUAUACUGGAACACCAGAAUAUGCCCAGAUGCCAGAUGGAACUCAAGAUCCUCCUCUGGGCCAGCCUUUCAGACAACUCCCAAAACGGUCCCGUGGCUCAGAGGCUCUCCAUGAUGCCAUGUUAGCAGUGGCAUCCAGCAUUCGGCGCUUGGCUGACGUGAUGGAGCGAGGCAAAUGCUCAAUUGAUGCCCAUGAGCUACUACAGGCAGUGAUGGAGAUUGAUGGCUUAGAAGAGGCCAAACAGAUGUAUGCUUUUGAGUAUUUGAAUGCCGACCCCAUCAAAGCAAGAGCCUUCUUGACGUACACUGCUCGAAUGAGGAAGAUAUAUUUGUUUCGACAGUUCUGGUGGUGGAAAUGAAUGUAGGUCCCAGGCUUGCAGCAUUUUGGGUAAAUAGCUUAUGAUGUUUUGGGUGUUUUGCUGGACAAAAUGCGCAUUAUCAAAUCAUCUCUUGUUAGGUGAAUGUAUAGAUUAGAUAUUCACAGGGUGGAUAUAAUUGGCUAGAAGCUGGGAUUGUAAAUACAUUUUCUGGCUUCCUUGCUGCCUCUUUUGAAAGUGAAGCGUGUAUGAAGUUUAAGAAGAUUUUUCUUGGUUUUUCGCGUCUGUAAGAGAUCAGUUUUAAGACUUAGCAUGGAAUUUAACGUGUAUAUUGGCCACCGAAAACUGCUUUUAAGCCCUUGUCUUGAAGCCUUCUGACCUUAUUGUUUUAUUUAAAGUA
This is a messenger RNA of Juglans regia (Persian walnut), 1569 nucleotides long. RefSeq lists its product as uncharacterized. The transcript has 3 exons. Bases 291 to 1211 code for a protein of 306 amino acids. Lineage: Eukaryota; Viridiplantae; Streptophyta; Magnoliopsida; Fagales; Juglandaceae. The record is from RefSeq and is a predicted model, not a curated record.